AUGCAUAUUGAAAGGUGUAUCAAAAGCGAAUAUCCAGAGAACCAUGGCCAUUUAAUUAGUCAAUGUUUGAGAAUGUCAAACAUUCAAUUGCCAUCCGAAGAAGAACAAUCUACGGCCUCGCCAAUUGAGGAGAGACCAAUGGCUGUGCCACGAAAAAGAAUGGCAAAAGAAAACCAGGAGGUUAGCUCUUCUGGCAAGAAAAGCAAAUCGUAUGCCUCAAACGCAUACAUUGAUGACGAGGCCUCGUGUCAAAAUGACACUGAACAAUCCAAUACAACCAGUGUGGUCGAACCAGUAGAGGUUCCUACCACCUCUUCCAAGGAGGCGGAGGCUAUCAUCACACCAACUGUCGGAAUUCGACAAAACAUGUCGAUUCUAAGCGCUCCACUGCGACUCAAGGCAAUCAGAGUCUUAAAAAUGCCCACUAUGACUGCCACUACCGAGCAAGAAGACAUUGAUAACUUUCUGAAAGAUAUCUUGUUUCAUUUCAAUGCUGGUCACACUUACGAUGUCUUGGGAAAGUGCAUCCAAUACGUCGGAUGCUAUCACUUUUUCUGUUUCUUGGAAGAAUCCAAAUUACAAGGCAAAGGAUUACAUAAGAAGCACAUGCAAGCAAUCAAAGACGGUCAAUACAGUAAAUACCAGACCAGACUUUUAAAAGCUACCGGUAAAAGACUCAAUGUCUUACUCAAGGACAUUAAGUACGGCGCUCUUGCCAUUGUAAUUCCUUACUCCGUUGCAGCCUUUGAGCGAUGGAGCUGGGAAAAAUUCCAAAAAUUUAUUAGUGUGAUUAACCAGAAUAAAGCCUUAACAAAGGAAUUACAAGAUCUUCAGCUUCACUCCUCUUUCUUAGACAAAACUGGAGAAUUAAAUUACGUAUGUUAUAAAGACAGCGACUAA
This is a messenger RNA of Mucor mucedo, 900 nucleotides long. RefSeq lists its product as uncharacterized. The record is from RefSeq and is a predicted model, not a curated record. Bases 1 to 900 code for a protein of 299 amino acids. NCBI's taxonomy places the organism in Eukaryota, Fungi, Mucoromycota, Mucoromycetes, Mucorales, Mucoraceae. The transcript has 5 exons.